Molecule: messenger RNA, 990 nt
Organism: Microthlaspi erraticum
Lineage: Eukaryota; Viridiplantae; Streptophyta; Magnoliopsida; Brassicales; Brassicaceae
Source: the annotation of a GenBank genome assembly
AUGGCGGCGAAGCAGAUGGAAGAGAUACAGAAGAAGCUGGCGCUGCUUAGUUACCCAAGGGCAAAUGCUCCUGCUCAGUCUCUCCUCUUCGCCGGGAUGGAACGCUAUGCUCUUCUCGAAUGGCUCUUCUUCAAGUUAUUAGGUGAUAAAUCUCCGUUCUCACAGCAAAAUCUUCAAGGAGAUGCUGGAGCUCGUGAUGAAGAAACUGUUCGUAUUCAAUAUUUGGCAGAGAUCGCAAAGUUCCUGGGGAUUACACCAACCGUAGAUAUUGAAGCUAUUCAAGGACAUGGAACGUACGAAGAUCGGAUGGAAAUGCUUCGCAAUAUUGUUGAUUUAGUGGAGGCAAGCCUCUUCUCAGAUAAUCCAGAAUGGAGCAUUGAUGAGCAGGUUGCCAAAGAUAUUCAGCUCAUAGAUGCUAUUGCAGAGAGACAGUCGGUGAUAUUUUCUGAGGAAUGCAAACUGUUCCCUGCUGAUGUGCAAAUCCAGUCAAUAUAUCCACUACCGGAUGUUUCUGAACUGGAGACAAAACUUUCAGAGCAGGCCAAGAUUCUCUCUAAUCUUCAGCAGAAAGUCGACGACUUGGCAGCAAAGCAUGCCUACAACCCUGACGAAGAAUAUACUGAAGUGGAAUCUCAACUAAGAGCCCGUUUAGAAUCGUUUCUUGAAACUGCUAGGGCGUUCAAUACAAUCUACACAAAGGAAAUACGUCCAUGGACACAUAUGAUGGAAGUGCCUCAGCUUCAUGGGUUUGGUCCAGCUGCAAACCGUUUACUGGAGGCAUAUAAUAUGCUCUUAAAGUUCCUAGGGAACUUGAAGAACUUGAGAGACUCACACGCAGCACUUUCGAUAGGAUCAUCAGGAACAGUUGCUGGAGAGCCGUCUUCUGUGACGAGAAUCGUAUCCGAGUGUGAAGCUGCGUUAACCGUUCUGAACCGAGAUCUAGGAAUCCUCUCUGCUUCAAUUGCUCGUGAGCAAGGAGAGCGUCUAUAA